AUGUGUAUGACAUUCAUAUUUAUAAGCGAUGAUCCUAACUCGAAAUAUCAACUGAUUAUUCUCAAUAAUAGGGAUGAGUCCCUAGACAGACCUACGCUUGAACUCGAUUGGCGAGACGGCAUUCUUAGCGGAAUUGAUAUCCAAGAUCCCGCAAGGGGGACAUGGUUCGGCACGAACAGAUCGGGUAAAGUUGGAAUUCUACUGUCAAUUACACAGCCAGCUUCUACGAAGAGAAAAGGAUGUCCUAGCAGAGGUGCUAUCGCUAAGGAUUUUCUUGCGACAUCGAACUCGACCGCACAAUACUUCGAAGAACUAUCGAACAAAGCUCAUCUUUACAAUGGUUUUCAGUUUUUGGCUUUGAAUAGGAACGAUCGUGACACUUAUGAGAUGCGUUCAUUAACCAAUAUGUAUGUUGAUGAUGUUAAGACCAGAAAAUGGCCUCCAGGCACAUACGUAUGGGGAAACAGUCCUCCUGAGAAGCCGUUCCUGAAGGUCACCGAAGGUAGAAAACUUUUCGAAAAACUUGUUUCAUCACUAAAUAAUGGGACCAAAGUCGAGGAGAUUAUCAAGCGAUUGUUGGAAAUCGCUACGAACGACGUGAAGCAUUGCCCAGAUCCACAAAUUGCCUUACAAACCGGGAUGCCUCUGGAAAAAUACCAAUACUUCUGUUCGAUAAUGGUGGAAUUCCCCUUGGAUUUGUUGCGAUACGGGACGAGAUCUCACAGCAUACUGAUAGUCAGCAAAGAAGGCGAUGCGACCUUCUAUGAGAAACGAAUGGCGACACCACCACAAGGAGAUCGACCCGCCGAAUGGGCGGAGAAAACGGUGACUUUCCAUUUAGAGCAGAUGAGGAACUGA
This is a messenger RNA of Necator americanus (New World hookworm), 858 nucleotides long. RefSeq lists its product as uncharacterized. The coding region runs from base 1 to 858 and encodes 285 amino acids. NCBI's taxonomy places the organism in Eukaryota, Metazoa, Nematoda, Chromadorea, Rhabditida, Ancylostomatidae. The record is from RefSeq and is a predicted model, not a curated record. Gene Ontology annotation, biological process: Golgi organization; protein secretion. The transcript has 6 exons. Gene Ontology annotation, cellular component: Golgi apparatus.